This is a messenger RNA of Aspergillus luchuensis, 810 nucleotides long. Its product is annotated as SDR family NAD(P)-dependent oxidoreductase. The record is from RefSeq and is a predicted model, not a curated record. The transcript is spliced from 3 exons. Bases 1 to 810 code for a protein of 269 amino acids. Lineage: Eukaryota; Fungi; Ascomycota; Eurotiomycetes; Eurotiales; Aspergillaceae.
AUGACGCAAACUUGGACCUUUCCGGGAGUUGCCGUUGUCACAGGAGCCGGUGGUACAGGCAUCGGUGCAGCCACAGCAAAAGCGUUUGCUUCGGCAGGAUGUGAAAGAAUCGCAAUCACGGAUCUCAAUUCUGCCUCUUUAGAUCAGACCCGGGAGGCUAUCCUCGCUUCCUACCCCCAGACGCGUCUUCUAAUCAAGGCGGGCGACAUAUCCGACGAGAGCUUUGUCGAGUCUUUCAUCAGUGAAGUAGUGGCUGCAUUUGGACGGCUGGAUUAUGCAGUCAAUUGCGCCGGAAUCCUAGGAGACGCCAUGCGAACGACCGAGACAUCAACGGCGGUAUUUGACCAUAUCAACAACAUCAACUAUCGGGGAGCUUGGUUCUGUUCUAGAGCAGAGUUGAGACAAAUGGUGGCACAAGAUCCCUUACCGAGCCAUGAUCCGAAUCGCGCUCCUCAGCGAGGGGCUAUUGUGAACGUUGCAAGUCAGCUGGGCAUAGUGGGACGCCCUAGUGCUCCUGCGUACUGUAGCUCCAAGGCUGCUGUCAUUGCGAUGACCCGCUCCGAUGCGAUCGACUAUUCUGCGGACGGCAUCCGUGUAAAUUGUGUUUGCCCGGGUGUAAUUGAGACCCCGAUGACAACGUACAGCGAGGAAAUUCGCGAGCACUUUCAGCCAGCAGUUGAAAUUGCCCCGAUGAAGAGAAUGGGGAAGCCGGAAGAGGUGGCUGAUUCCAUACUCUUCUUGUGUUCGACUCUUGCCUCUUUUGUGCAAGGGCAUGCGCUUGUUGUCGACGGAGGAUAUAUAAUCAACUGA